AUGAAAGACAUCAACUCGUUCUUGGGUGCAGAAAAGCUCGAGAUAGCUUUCUCCCGGGGAUAUUUCCACUGGGAUGAAAUUGUGGCGGCUGUCGUCUUUCUUAUCGCAUUAGCUGUUCUUUUAUUUGAUUCUUCUCUUUUCAUCAAUGACCCAUUCGAGCAUGUCUUGUUUGAAUGCCCCCAGGGGGAGAAACCCACCCAAAAGCCAACCCAGAGCAAUAUCGGCAAAGUCCUAGAAGAGCAGGCAAAAGACUUUGUAAUCUUUUACGGCUCGCAGUCUGGACGAGCGUACGAAUUGGCACAACGCCUAAGUCGAGACAUAUCAAGAAGCUUCUCAAAGGCAGCCUUGGUUGCAGAUCUCAGUGAUUAUGACUGCGCCAGCGUGGUAGAUAUCCCCCGUCAGAAAUUGGUGAUCUUUAUCCUGUCCACCUACGGUGAAGGCGACCCUCCAGACAAUGCUUCAAGACUUGCCGAAUGGAUACAGGGCCUUCCCAAGAAGCCUAUACUUCAGAACCUGCAUUUUACAAUGCUAGGUCUUGGAAACAGUAACUACAAGUUCUACAACAGGUUUGCACUCCAGACAAGCGAGAAGCUACAGGUUCUGGGAGCGACUCCGAUCAUGGCCCUGGAACUCGUGGAUGACGCAGAGGGAAACACGCAAGACAGCUUUGUGAUGUGGAAAAAAAAGCUUUUCGAAACAUUCGUCCAGAAUCUCGGGAUUACAGAGUGCCCAAGACCCUACGAGCCCCUCAUUAGCAUCACGCCAAGUGAUUCUGACGGAGAUCAGACGCAGAUGUACCGACCAGUCGGUCCACACCAGGCAUCGAAGACAGCAGACUCGGUCGUUUAUCCAGCCAUUGUAUCACACAUCCAGAACAUCACACCGAAUGCGCCGCGAGAAACUCUCCAUGUGGAUAUCGAUAUCAGCAAUGAGCCCAAACUCAAGUACGCUGUGGGCGACCACAUUGCUAUCUGGCCGGAAAACUCGACAUCGGAAAUGCAGGAGCUGCUGGAAGCCCUAGGACUCAGCGAGGCCGACAUGCACCGGCCCAAGGUCAUCGAUCGCAUAGACCCUGACACUCCAGUACCAUGGCCUCGACCAGUGACUCUACAUGCAUUGUUUGAACGGCAUCUGGACAUUGCUGCUCUUGUAUCGCGAGACCUAAUCCUGGACUUGAAGCAGUUUGCCAAAACACCUUCCAGCCAAGAGGCCCUCGACGGCCUCGCUCGCAACUACAAGAAUCUAUGCCUGACCCAACGAACGACCCUGGCAUCUUUGCUCCGAUUAGCCAACCCUGAAGCCUCGGCUUGGGCUGAUAUUCCCCAUUCCUUCCUCCUGGAAAACCUCACGCCCAUCAAGCCGCGGUAUUAUUCAAUUUCUUCCUCGCCAGCUGUCAGUCCCAGGACUAUCUCAUUCACGGUGGCCGUCAAAGACAUUGAUCUAGCCUCUGGAGAGCGACUGCUCGGUCUAAUGUCCAACACCCUGCUAAGAAUGCACCAAGCCCACGAUGGACCCUGUCCGCGAGGCCCCAGGCUCUGGUGCAACGUACGAAAAUCCAAAUUCAAGCCGCCAGUAUCACCAAUGCAGCCAAUUGUCAUGGUCGCUAAUGGCUCUGGCAUUUCGCCAUUCAUCGGAUUUCUACGCCACCGCCUACGCACUUUCCAACUCAAGGGGGAUGUCGGGAAGAUGUUGCUCAUUUAUGGCUGUCAGAAUGAGCAGAUGCAUCUGUACAAGUCGGAAAUUGAGAAGAUUCAGGAUGUGCUGGGUGAUCGACUCCAGGUUGUCCUUGCUUACUCGCGAAAAGGAGGAGGAUAUGUGCAGGAUCAGAUUAGGGCUCAUGGCUUGGAUGUAGCUGAGCUGAUUUGUAGUGAGAAGGCGAACAUGUAUAUAUGUGGAUCGACUGUUAUGGCCCGAGAGGUUCGCACAAGACUCCUGGAACUGGUUCAAGGUCGGGGGAGUUCAAAACAGCAGUCUCAGGAGUUUGAGGCGGCCCAGAUGCGGACGAAGAGGUGGCAGUUUGAUGCUUGGGGUUGA
Messenger RNA from Aspergillus puulaauensis, 2034 nucleotides. Its product is annotated as NADPH cytochrome P450 oxidoreductase family protein. Lineage: Eukaryota; Fungi; Ascomycota; Eurotiomycetes; Eurotiales; Aspergillaceae. Gene Ontology annotation, molecular function: FMN binding; flavin adenine dinucleotide binding; NADPH-hemoprotein reductase activity. The transcript is spliced from 2 exons. Bases 1 to 2034 code for a protein of 677 amino acids. Gene Ontology annotation, cellular component: cytosol. The record is from RefSeq and is a predicted model, not a curated record.